AUGGACGCCUCUUCAGUCCUGGACUACACCCUGCGGUACCCAUGGUAUACAGACUCGGAUAUAUCCAGCCUUUCUUCCCCAUCUCUCUCCCCGGUGUCGUCCAUGGACUCCAGCCUCUCCCCGUCCUACCAGAAGCUACAUCCCCAAGCUCCAACGAUCACCCCUCACUCCGGACUCUCGCAGAAAUCUAAACCCGGACGCAAAGUGGGCCGAACCAGGCGGACCAGUAUUCGAUCCAAGCAACGGGAGAGUGCGAGUGAGAAGGAGAAGCUACGAAUGAGGGAUUUGACCAAAGCACUACACCAUCUCCGGUCGUUUUUACCGCCUUCAGUAGCCCCGGCUGGACAGAGUUUGACCAAGAUCGAGACCCUUCGCCUCACUAUACACUACAUCUCGUACCUGUCGGCUCAGCUCGGCCUGAGUGAGGAGGUGCUGUUCCGGAAAAGGGAGCAAGGAGAUCAUUCAGGCCACGACGCGACUUCCACGGAUCUUCUGAGCUUCUUCCAGCCCAGGCCCAUGAGAACACAGAACAAUCAGGGACUGGAACUGAACCCAAACUUCAGCCAGGGCCUCUACUCCCCCCAGGCGGCGAUACUGCGUCCUGGAAACUGCAGUUUUGGGAUGGAUCUGUACAGUAGAGAGUUCUGUGACGCCUCAACCCCGGAUGUGAGAAUAGAUGGAGUUAUUCAUUCAUCUCCAGCCUCAGACUCAUCCUACCAGAUGUACGACAGUGGGUUCCAGAUGCCGUUGGUUUCCAGUGAAUACUACGCCUGA
Molecule: messenger RNA, 774 nt
Organism: Knipowitschia caucasica
Lineage: Eukaryota; Metazoa; Chordata; Actinopteri; Gobiiformes; Gobiidae
Source: the annotation of a GenBank genome assembly